This is a messenger RNA of Pestalotiopsis fici W106-1, 7488 nucleotides long. RefSeq lists its product as uncharacterized. NCBI's taxonomy places the organism in Eukaryota, Fungi, Ascomycota, Sordariomycetes, Amphisphaeriales, Sporocadaceae. The transcript has a single exon. The record is from RefSeq and is a predicted model, not a curated record. Bases 1 to 7488 code for a protein of 2495 amino acids. Gene Ontology annotation, biological process: fatty acid biosynthetic process. Gene Ontology annotation, molecular function: phosphopantetheine binding; fatty acid synthase activity; 3-oxoacyl-[acyl-carrier-protein] synthase activity.
AUGCCGGCCAUCUCAGAGGCGGAGUAUCUUGGUCUUGUGACUGGGUUCAAUGCGACUGAUGAUGGUCGCUUUCUGGGGAAGCGCCUGGAUCUGUUGUUCGAGGAUGUUGUGGAAGAGCAUCCAUCCAGCAUCGCCUUGAUUCAUGGCGAUAACCGGGUAUCAUAUCAAGAAUUGAACAAUUCUGCAAACAACUUUGCACGGUGCCUCGCUCGGCGGGGUGCGAAUCAAGGCGACAUCAUUGGACUCGCCGUGGACCGCUCUAUAGAUUUGGUCACGGUCAUGCUCGCUGUGUUGAAGCUCGGUGCAGCCUACGUACCAAUCGAUCUAUCAUUCCCCAAGAGUCGUAUCGACCAGAUGAUAGAAGAUGCCGAACCGAAAUUCAUCAUUACGAGUGGACAUACAGAUAGUCUCUCACGCUGGAAAGGCUUGAGUCUGGGCGUUGAUGAGAUCAGACAUGACGAGAUCACCCAUGCGAGCAAUUUGGAAGUCAAAAUUCAACCAGAGGACCUGGCGUAUGUCAUAUACACCUCAGGUUCCACGGGGAAACCCAAAGGGGUUGAGAUUAGCCAUGGUGCUGCAACGAACUUUUUGGCCUCGCUAAGAGAGCGGGAACCGGGGUGCGGACCACAUGAUACAUUGCUCGCCAUCACUACGAUUUCAUUCGACAUGUCCAUCUUGGAGCUAUUCUUACCCCUCCUGUCUGGGGCAAAAAUGGUCAUUGCACCAGCUGAUGCUGUCAAGGACCCGCAGGAACUGCUGAGAUUGAUGCUGCUUCACGGCAUUACCAUGAUGCAGGCAACGCCAGCAACAUGGUCGAUGCUAUGUGAUUCUGGGUGGCAAGAUCAGCCGAGGCUUUCCAAAGCCAUCUGUGGUGGUGAAGCACUUUCUCGCCAGCUCGCCGACCGCCUCUUAAUCCAUGCUGACACCGUGUGGAAUGUCUAUGGCCCAUCUGAAACAACCUAUGGAAGCGUCGGGCAAGUCGGUCAUGAUGGUGCCAUCAGUGUGGGAAAUCCGGUCGCGAAUGGUCGCAUCUACGUCCUUGAUGAAGACCUCUCGCCGGUUCCCUUGGGAAGUAGUGGGGAGGUGUAUAUUGGUGGCGCCAGCGUAUCGAAUGGUUACCGUAACAAGCCAGAGCUUACGCGUUCCCGUUUCCUUCCAAACCCCUUCCAUGGUGGUGUCUUCUUUCGUACAGGUGAUCUUGGUCGUUUUCUGGAAGUGGGAAAGUUACAUAUCCAUGGAAGAAUUGACGACAUGGUCAAGAUUCGAGGCUAUCGCAUUGAAGUUGGUGAUGUGGAAGCUGCUAUAAUGGACAAUGUUGCGGUGUCCGAAACUGCUGUUAUUGGACGCGCCGGCCGUCUUGUGGCCUACUGUGUGCCUAGUCCUGAUUUCUCAACGACACUGUCAUCCUCCGAACAGGCCGGAGCAAUCCUCGAUCACAUUUUGCGACCUUGGCUUACAGAAAGGCUGCCAGAAUAUAUGGUACCAGCAUUCUUUGUGGCUAUGGAUGUCUUGCCGUUAUCGCCAAAUCAAAAGGUUGAUCGAAAAGCCCUACCAGAUCCUUUGAUGAAGAUGAGCAUCAUCUCUUCUAAGCAACCCACAACUAACUUGGAGACCCAAAUACGAGACAUAUGGUCCAGCGUCCUAGGCCAUGAUCAAGUUGGUAUUGAAGAUGGCUUCUUUCAGAUCGGAGGCGAUUCCGUUAGACUGAUCCAAGUACAAAAGCAGCUGGAGAAGUUGGUCGGCUUCAAGAUACCAGUGCCUGUGUUGUUUGAACAUUUCACAAUCAAAGCGCUAGCUAAGUAUCUCAUGGGAGCCACGAGUAUCUCUGAACAAAAGGUGGACACGGAUCGCGAUGCUGGAUUUGACAGGAAGGUCCACGAUGAUGACAUUGCGAUUGUCUCCAUGGCAUGCCGUUUGCCUGGCCACAUCCACGAUCCUGAUGACUUCUGGGAUCUUCUCGAAAGGGGCGGUGAUGCCAUAACCAAAGUUCCGAAAGAUCGUUGGGAUGCUGACAAGCUCUACGAUGCAAGCCCAGGCAUACCCGGGAAAUCAUACUGUCGGUAUGGCGGGUUCCUGGACUCGAUCCUUACACACGAUAUAUCUUUUUUCGGCAUUUCGCCACGAGAGGCUCAGGAAAUGGAUUGCACGCAACUCUUGGCGCUUGAGGUUGCCUGGGAAGCCUUCGAGCGUGCUGGUUACACCCGGCAAAUGCUCCAAGGCAGCGAGACCGGCGUGUUUUUGGGCGUCAGUAACAACUUGGCAACAAAUCGAAAGUCGGGCAACCUGAAUGGCUACUCCAUCACGGGAAGCGCCAGUGCCGUGGCCUCUGGCCGUCUAUCCUAUUUUUUCGGCCUCCAUGGACCAACGAUGACCGUGGACACCGCAUGUUCCUCUUCCCUAGUCACAGUGCAUCUGGCAUGCAACGCCUUACGCUUGGGUGAAUGUGAUAUGGCCCUUGCAGGCGGCAUGACGAUAUUAUCCAGCCCUGGUAUACAUAUCGAAUUUAGUCAACUACAGGGAUUAUCACGCGAUGGUCGCUGCCGAGCCUUCUCUGCUGAUACGCAGGGCACAGGCUUCAGUGAGGGCAUCUCCAUGAUGGUGCUUAAACGUCUAUCCAAGGCAGAACGUGACGGCGACAUUAUUCAUGCUGUUAUCAGAGGCACAGGUGUGAAUCAUGGAGGACGAGCUGCGGGUCUUACCGUGCCUAGCGGCCCUAGCCAGGCCCGGCUGAUUCGGAAAGUACUUGCAGGCGCUGGAGUUCAGGCCAGCGAUGUCGAUUACAUUGAGGCGCAUGGUACGGCUACAACGCUCGGUGACCCGAUCGAGGCUGCAGCACUUGCUGAAGUCUUUCGUGGCAGAGACUCGAAAGCUGAUCCCUUGUGGAUUGGAUCCUCCAAAUCGAAUAUCGGCCAUUGUGGAGCAGCAGCUGGCAUUGCUGGUAUGAUCAAGGUCGCUCUGUCUCUUCAGCACAGCAAACUACCACGAACCCUGCAUGCGGCAGUGCCGACUUCUGCAGUCGAUUGGGAGGCAGCUAAAAUGUCACUUGUUCAAGAAGAACAACCUUGGCCUGCCAGUAUCCAUAGAAAGCGUCACGCAGGCAUCAGCUCGUACGGAAUAGGAGGCACAGGCGCCCAUGUCAUUCUCGAGGAGUCUCCCAGCCCGGCAAAUGAACUUGGUCAAAUGAAUAGUGGCGAAUCACCAUCAUUUGAUCUGGUAUUUCUCAUCUCUGGCCGGACGUCUAUCGCCUUGCAACAUCAAGUGCUGCGGUUCGAACAAUACGUCAAGAGACCAGGUCCCAGCCCAUCUCUUCAAGACAUGGCCUUUUCGUUGGCGACUACUCGUACUCAUUUUCAUCACCGCUUGGCUUUCAAAGCCCGAAGUAAAGACGAUUUGCUGGAGCAGCUGGCGUCAAUCCGCGAGCCUAGUUCUUCGAUAGUGACAAAUCCUUUCGAUCAGGAUGUAAGAAAGCCACGCCUUGCUGUGCUCUUCAGCGGUCAGGGUAGCCAAGUCUUGGGCAUGGGCAAAAUGCUUUACCAGACAUAUCCACUCUUUCGCUCGUCGCUAGAUCAAGUGGCAGCAUAUUUUUCUGAACUCGAAGCACCUUUGUUAGAUGUGAUGUGGGCUGAGGCUGGCACAAGCUUGGCUUUAUUGCUAGAUCGGACCGAUUUUGCUCAGGCUGCAAUAUUCUCCAUUCAGGCCUCACUUUGGCUGCUCUGCGAGAGCUUCGGGGUAGAACCCGAUGUCAUCCUAGGCCACAGCGUUGGUGAGUUCGCAGGGGCUUUUGCCGCUGGUGUUCUGGAUCUUCCAAGUGCCUGCUCUCUUGUGGCUUGUCGUGGUUCCUUGAUGCAAAGUAUGCCCGACAGUGGUGCGAUGGUAGCCAUGGAGGCUGGUCUACAGGAGACCGUUGCAGCGAUCAACCUUUUGGGGCAUGGUAGUCAAGUCUCUAUUGCUGCAAGUAACUCGCCAGAGCAAACGGUCAUCUCUGGAAAUCGCGAAGACGUAGGAGUCAUCACGGCUCACUUUACCGCCAAGGGUCGCAAAAGCAAGAAACUCAAUGUGUCUCGCGCGUUUCAUUCACAUCUUAUGAGAGAUAUACUGCCACAAUUCCGUGCAGUGGCAGAGAAAAUCACCUUCCAUCAACCUCGAAUACCUAUUGUCAGCAGUCGGACAGGUCAGCUGGCUGAUGCAGGUCAGAUGGAGGAUCCAGAAUACUGGGUCCAGCACAUUGUCGACCCGGUACUCUUUACAGAUGCCAUAUUUGCUGUUUCUGACUUGGGUGUCAAUGUGUCUCUGGAGCUCGGCUCACGUCCAGUCCUCAGCAGCAUGGGCAUGGAAUGCUUUGUAGACCGUCAAGAAUCUGACUAUAUGACCUGGCUUCCCUCCCUUGCUCCGGGUCAGCAAGACCUUUCUGUCUUUCACCGAAGUCUCGCCGAACUACACAUCCGCCAUGUUGGGAUCAAUUGGUCGGCAGUCUUUUCUCCAUUCCAUUGUCGAAGGGUACAGCUACCUACAUAUGCUUUCCAACGCAACUACUCUCUUCCCCACGAUGACGGCAACGAAUCUACGUCGCAAGUACCUUCAUCGGAGCUAGCGGCAAAGCCUACAGAUCAAACGUUCGCUAUUCAAUGGCAGCCUUCCAAUACUCAAAAGAAGCCUUUGAUAUCCACUUGGGGAAUUCUUUGCCCGGCUGGCGUUGAAUUGCCUUGGAUGUCUGGGGUCAUCGCCUCUUUGUCGCGCAGAGGCCUAUAUGUGCGGAAGGUGGACCAGCUUGGUGACGCAGAGUCGCUGAGUGGUCUGAUCUGUCUAAUGGACUUAUCUGCAGAUGUGUUGAGUCAGGCUCACACACUAUCAAAAAUGACUCUGAGUCUAUUGCAAACGGCAGUGGAAGCCCGUUUUUCCCCAGAACUUGUAUGGGUGACCCACCAAGCUGUUGGCACUGGCUUCCAGGACGGAGUUACGAAUGCUGGGGCAGCACCUAUAUGGGGACUGAUACGGACAGCCCGAACCGAGCACUCUGAAUUGCGCCUACGCUUGAUAGAUCUAGGGGAAGGGCAGAGCACGGUCGACGCUUUCCCCUUGGCGCUUACUGUCGAAGAUGAACCCGAAUGUGCACUACGAGACGGUCAGGUACUGAUACCUCGGAUUGAACGCUACAGACCGCGCGAUUCUUUACAAACGAAGCAGAACUGUUUCGUACGAAAGGAUGGUGCAGUCUUGAUUACAGGCGGCCUCGGCGAUAUUGGUCGUCAGUUUUGCAGGAGGCUAGUGAAAUUCCAUGCUGUGACCGAUAUAGUGCUUGCAUGUCGCCGUGGAAUGGAUGUCCCGGGAGCUGAAGCACUGCUACAAGAGGUGGCAGAACUAGGAGCCAAAGUGACUGUGCUUACUGUUGAUAUGGGAGACCGACACGGUGUCGAAGGGAUCUUUGAGCUCUUCUCCUCAUCUCGCCCUUUGCGCGGUAUCAUUCAUACCGCAGGUACACUCGAUGAUGGAGUGCUUACGUCUCUCACGGAAGGGAGGCUCGAAACUGUCUAUCGGGGCAAGGUCGACGGUGCAUGGCAUCUCCAUUGCCUGACGCAACAUAUGGAUCUGGACUUCUUCAUUAUGUGCUCUUCUCUUUCUGGAGUGAUAGGAAAUGCUGGGCAGGCCAAUUACGCCGCGGCCAACACGUUCCUUGACUCAAUCGCAUACAUGCGUUCGGCGAUGCAUUUGCCGGCCACCACAGUCUCACUGGGACUAUGGGGUGGCGAAGGGAUGGGUGAAAGGCUUGAUGAGCACUCUAAAGCUCGAUAUUCCGAGAUGGGCAUGUGCUCCUUACACCCAGAAACUGGCCUGGAUUUGUUUGAACAGCUGGUUCAAGAGGACUGUCCUCACAGCAUUGUGGCUGCCUAUGACUUCGACAAACUCCAAACAUACUACAAUGAGUCCGGCGGUGUUCCCCCUCUGUUCCGAUCGCUUGUCAAACCUAAGUUACUCUCCUCAGCUGAUCUGAAAAGGCCAGUGCUUGUCAGCGCCUUACUGGAAGUUGACCGCGAUCAGCAUGAAACCAUUGUUUUAAGCACUGUCCGACACGAAGUAGCUAAAGUCUUGGGAUUUGCAUCCGACGUCAGCAUUAACAUUGAUGAUCCAUUGAGGGAACUUGGAGUCGACUCGUUGACUUCCAUUGCUACACGCAAGCGCCUAUCUAGCCUGACCGGCUUGACGCUUCCAAGCAAAUUCGUGUUUGAUCACCCCAAUCUACGAACUCUGAGUCAAUUUUUGUUGUCAGAAAUGUACAAAUCUCUAUCGAGAAGUUCUUCUGAGACAUGGAGUGACGCGACGGAAGCCACGAGUCAAGGCACGACAUUACCAGAAACACCGAGCAAUGAGGGAUGUCUGGAACCUUGCCUUGCCUUCGAUGCAUCUCGCGCAAUCCCGGGGCCCCCCAAUACUGUCUUCAUCACGGGCUCUACAGGGUAUGUUGGUGCAUUCAUCACGGCCUAUUUGCUGAGAAGAGGCAUCAAGGCUCAUUGUCUGGUUCGUGCUGCUUCCGCAACAGGUGCUCGGGACAGGGUGGUACAGAUUCUGAGGCAGUAUGGCCUUUGGACUCAAGACUAUGAGUCGCUACUCACAGCAACAUCCGGGGACAUAUCUAAGCCGUACUUUGGAAUGUCUGAGCCAGAAUUCGGGAAAUUAGCGGGACAGGUUGACGCUGUGUGUCAUGCAGCCGCUCUGGUAGACUGGAUGCGACCAUUAGACGACUACAUCGGCGCAAACGUGACGAGUACGAAAGAAGUUCUCCGGCUAGCAGCUACCGGACGGCCGAAGCCAAUUCACCACGUUUCGACUAUAGCAGUCAUUCCAAGGUACAUGGGCUACAGUGUAUCCAAGUCUGCUACAGAAUAUGGCUAUUCAACUUCCAAGUGGAUGGCAGAGCAGAUGGUAAAAGCGGCAAGAUGGCGAGGUGCCAAAGCCUCAAUUUACCGUCUACCAUACGUAUCAGCAGCAUCAACUGGCCAUUUCCGGCUUGAUCGUGGUGAUUUCCUACACAACCUUGUGGUAGGAUGUGUCGAGAUGGGCAAAUUCCCGUCAAUUGCAACUGACCUAUCCUUGGUCCUACCAGUUGAUUAUCUGGCAGAAUCAAUAGUCACGGUCAUGACGGGAGACCUUCUGUCAGGAAAUGAUUUCAAUUUGGUCAACAACAAGGCUUUGAGCUUUGACCAGUUCUUCAAGCUGUUGGCUGGCCCUCAACAGGAACUCAUUCCGUUCAGCGAGUGGCGGACACAGGCCAUGGAGUUUGCCACAACCAACCCGAAGAGUUCAUUCGCGAGAAUCUCUGCAGUCCUGGAUAUCUGUCCCACCGAAGAAGAAGCUAUUGCAAUGUUUCACUUUACAGGCAUCGAAGUAGACAUCUUUGCCUCCAACGAACUCCCACCACCGCCAUCAUUCAAUGAGGAUUCGGCGAGAGCUUAUCUUGGACGGAUUGCUUCGGUGAAAAGUGAUGUAUUCUAG